This is a messenger RNA of Amoebophrya sp. A120, 5301 nucleotides long. The record is from the annotation of a GenBank genome assembly. NCBI's taxonomy places the organism in Eukaryota, Dinophyceae, Syndiniales, Amoebophryaceae.
CCGCGGUGCGAGACCAAUCAAGUACAACUUCGCCCGUCGUCCUCCAGUGUGCUGCAUUUCCAUUUUCUUUGUCUGAGUUGUCGGUCGCCCAGAUUCAGAAGAUAGACGAGCAUAUGGUGCGGAAUGAAGUGCUGCCGAGAGGUCUGGAUGAGCUGGAUCGCUUGUUGACGCCAGCCGACGAGCGGUGCGAAGAUGAUUCUCCUGUAUUCAGUCGUGAUGAUGAUGAUGAUGAUAAUGAUAUCGCAUUUGUACCCAUGAUAAAGAAAAAGUAGAAGUGUUUGGAGGCAUCACGCACAAAUGCAGCACUUUUCGUGCUGUUCGUUGCAUCAUGCAAACUCGCAAAAAUUAAGCUUCUUGCAGAAAGCGUUACUGUUGAGAUUGGAUCCUGUGUACUCAAUAUGUCUGCUCGUUUUGUAUGAAAAGAAGAAAAACUGCUAUACUUUUCAACUACAGAUCCUUCGCGAAAACCCACUGGGAGCCGUUUCUGCAAGUAGUGCAGUUCUUGAUCGACAGAAAAGCCGAGCAGUUGAGCAACGAAUUUUACACACAAGAACGAGAAGGUGGGGAUCAUCGCGAGGACGACGAAGGCUCUACAACAACACUAGAAGACAAAAAAACGGAAGAUGUCGAGGAGGGCAAGCAGAAUAACGAGAUGACCGAGGGUAUGCGAGCCUUGCACAGUAGUUCGUUCGUAGGCGAGGCAGUUGUGCCCCGGGACGCGAGUCUGUUGUACAAGAUUAUGAACUACGAGCAGGCAGAACCGUUCCACUUCGCGAAGUUGAUCAAAAGCUUUUUCCGCAACUGCGACCACACGCCCGACUUUUUGCUGCUGUUCCAACUGCUACUGGAAUUCGCCGCUGCGCACGGAGGAGCAGCUGCCCUCAGAAACGACGACGAGGCAGAGCCUGCGAGGGCAAUUAAAGCAAAUCGGAGGCCUGUGUCGGCGCCCGUUCACGACGACCGCGGCUUGAGAAUGGCGCUGCCGGACUUGCUUUCCAGCGGAGAAGAUCGUGGUGGCGACACGACGUCAACUAGGGCACAUCAAAAUCGUCGGACAGAAAGUAACGACCUGCGUUUCUUGUCGUUGAUCAGCAUUCUGAUUCCGAUUUGGGAUGACCUUGCAGAAUUCUCCGACGAAGUCUUUCAAAAAGUUAUUGUCUCCGCGCCGCAACCACAACCAGCGGGGAAGACGACCACGACAGAUACAAUAGCAAUGACACAGCACAAUACGGGCCAACAAGAAACUACAAAUCCGGAAGAUGAGCACCCUGCUCCGACAUCGUUAGACACGUCCCCCCGCUUGCGUGGAAUGUACCUGGGUCUUACCGGACGCUUUCUCCAGCGGCAAACGCGGCAAAUUCGCGUCUAUUUUCCGAUGUCGUUUGGAAACUGGUUUGAUCAUGAGUUCCAAGUUUCCCUGGUUCGUGCGGGCGCUGAAGACUCGCAGCAAGUAUCCGGGAUCAUAAUCGAUGACAAGGUCAAGCGCGAGCGAAAAAUACUGGACCGCCUGCGUUCUCGCACCGCAAAAACGGAUACUGGUGUCCCCGCGACAUCGUCCGGUGCAAUAACGGAGGAGGGCGAGGGUGAAACGCUUCCAGCUGGACUGACCUCCGAACACAUCCAGUACUUCUUCCGCGUUCCUGUUUUCACGACAUCAUCAUCAUCAAGGCGUGCUGAUACUGAGUCUAAUAAAGCCGAGCAGAACAAUUAUAGCGACGCACCACAUGAUGAUGAUCAUGAUAAUCCGAAAGCCGAGGAGUUGCAGCUGCUCCUGCAUCGGGAACACGCGGAGUUGUUCCAGCAAUGGCACCCAAUCGCGCAGGUGACGCUGUUCUACUGGUUCUUGAAGCAUUGCUUGGCCGUGCUCGAGAAGGAUGCGAUGCUUCCAAUGGGCGCUUUCUCGCAGACCUACGCCCGCCUCGAGGACUGGCACCAGAGCGGAAUCAACUACGAAAAACUCUCGGACGUCCUGGAAACCGAAAUCGGGUACUGGCGCAGUUUGUUUCCGAAUCGGGUAAACGCAGCGCCGUUCCAGUUUCUCCGGUUGAUGGGAGACCGAAAAAAGUUUCUCGACAUCUGGCGGUUCCUGGCCAAGUUUGGCACCUCAAACUUCGUGUGGGGCCGAUAUUUGAAAUCGGGCAGAAACAAAGAAUCCCAAUCCACGGCGGAUGAUAGUAAAACCAGCAAAAGUACGUCGGGACGACCCAGUUCCUCCAGCGCACCAUCCACAGUGGCCGACGAAGAUGAAGCGGGGCGAUCAGAUGAUGUUCAUCCUCCCGGCCUGGAUUUCCGAUUACUGCCUAGCGAGGCCUCCAGCGUGCAGCUGCAGCGGGCCUGGUGGCCGCAAACCAUCGGAGAAAUUUGCGAAUUUCUCUACGACACGGCCCUGGCCGUACAAGCCGAGGUAAUGUACAAGAUUCACGACCCGGACCGAUUCCACUCCGCUUAUCACCGCAUCGCGAUCGACCAGCCCAUUCGUUGGGAAAAGGAAAUUCGCCGAGUAGCGGAGGAGCAGACGAAAAAAGUGGACAAAAAGCCAAAGGCAAAAUCCGAAAUAGCGGUUCUCGCGCAGCACCAGGACCAAGAGCAAGGGGAACCAACUCUUCAGGCAGCGACGGACGGUCUGAUAAGUGCGCUUCGACAGCUUGGUAUUGACGUUGGCUUCGUCCAACGCCAAAUCGGGGGGCUCGCAACUACCGCCAUACAAGCAGGAACAGAAGAACUCCGGCUCAAUGACGACUCGUCUAAUGAGCAGAUCUCCUCAGAAUACGUGAUGGAUUUUGCCGCACUGAAUCACACGGUGCGGCUUCCGUACACCGCGCCACUGUUUGACUACUUCCUGAACGAAGAAAUCCAGCGGGAACACCGCAUGGGCCUUGCGGCAGCAGAAGCUGGCGACAUAACUAGCCCCGUGGAGGUCACCAGCUCCGAAGAAGACCUUCACGGCGACAGGAGUAGAAUGGAAGAAAACGGACAAGAAGCAUCAAAUGACGCCAGUAGAAACGACAUCGACUCCGACCAGAUGACCGAUGCAGAGAUCGCGGGCACCUACCCUACGUGCGGGGAGGCGAUCGGACAGAUGAUCGUACCGCUGAGCGACAAUCUGGACCCGCUGACCCGGUUUCGCCGUUUCUUCCAGCAAAGGUUGGACCGCGUGGUGUUGGCCGACACGCUGUGGAGGAGCUACUACGACACCGCGGCUGGCGCGAUGCACCGUGUUGCACAGGUCCUGCUCACUUCGAAGAGACCUUUCGACUUGUGGGAUGACUGCGACCCAGCGCAGAGUCUGACCAGAAAGUUUUUAAACUACGCACAGGACCAGAUGGACUCCGUGCUGAGCAGGAUAUUCCAACUGGCGUUUCCUAGGGAAGAAGACGGCGAGAGGAUGAGCGAAACUGCGGAUCAUGACGUCGACUCGGAGAUGAAAUCCAAAUCCAAAGUGCACACGAAUGCUUUUUCAGACAUCAAACAGAAGCAUUUCUAUGUUGAUGUCGGCGUGGGUUUUGCUGGAGUCGAGCACUACGCUCGUUUCUUGCGGACUUUUCGCAGUCCGGAAUGGACCGGAAUUAUGUUGGACGUCGGGCACGCAAACUCCGCCAUUGGCUACCACCCAGAGAUGCUAUCGCCGGAAAAUGUGGUGGCGGAAGUUUUUCCGCGCCGGCAAGUGCCCUUCGACUUCGCAUUUCUCGUCCUGCAAAUCGACUCGUUUUCCUGGCAUGUUUUGCGGGCCAUCUUGCAAAGUUCGCAGAGGAUCCGCGAGCAUCGCACGCGAAACGAGAUGAAACGCCGCGUGUGCCAAGUGUGGAGCGGAAUAAGCGACGCCGUAAGAGAGCUAGCUGUCAGCGAAGAAACCGCGACCCGUGAGUACGAGUUGCACGAGGCGGAACAGUUUUUCUCGCCACCAACUGCCUGCAGGAGCUCCUCUUCUGGUUCCAUGCGGAACGACGAGGACGAGAGGAGGGACCACGACGCGGUGUACUACUAUCCAAAGGUGAUUCAAAUCGAGCACAUCCAUUCCUACUUCUGGCCGGACCACAUGAUGCCGCCAGGGUUGAAUCUAAUUCCACGAUACAAGCGAGCGGAGCCUGCCAAUGCAGGUGAGGCUUAUCGGAGGCUGUUGCAAAUGUAUGGCGAAGCGGAUCACGAAGAGCAAGAGGAAACAGGACAAGCCGCCCGCGGAGGUCCAGCCGCGGAGGCAAGCCCAUCAGUUGACUCAGAAUCAGAUAGAAAAAAAAACAAACCGGAAGAUGAAGACAAGGACGAGGAGGCUUUGGCGCUGACUUUCACCGUUGCGAACGACUACGAGUCGCGCGUUGCAACGCAGAUCCAUGGCUAUUUCAAGGCUUUCAUUGCCACUGCUGCGGCCAUCAAGCAGCUGGGUAAUGCCUUUGGCUACGACGUCAUCUACUUUGGUUGGUGGAAUAUGGUGCUUGUAGAUCGACUGCACACCAGUGACUUGGUCCCGACAAAAGGCAAGAAAGGCGCAGCUGGUCGUAAAAAUGUCGCCGCUACGGGUUCGCGUCCUGCUUCCGGCCUCCAGGGAAAGCAAGAUCCUUACGACUCUCAAAAGCUCGCGCAAUCUCUAUGGGAAGUGAACGAAGUCGAAGCUGGCAGUGUCGCGGGAUCGAACAACUUCGCGCCAGGUUCGGAAGAACAGGUAGAAUCUCAAAUGAACAGUCGAGAAAGAAAAGGGACCAGCACCAAAAAUUCAGAGGCUUCGUCGGAGAUAGAUGAGAAAAAAGGCAAUAUUUUGGAAGAAAUUACCUCGGAAGCAAUUAUAUCCUCGGCCGAUCCGCUGAACUACUUUGAUCCGGAAAAAAUAGCAGCGAACAUUCGCGGCAGACUACCGGAGUUGCCCCCUGAAGCAGAGGAGCGAGUACAGCGACGCAGGAAAACGCCACGGCUUCACCACCGCUUUCGGCACAAAAAUGACCUGCAAACGCUGUGCGAGCUCUACAGCAAGCGGACGCACCGCCACUAUUGGCAAGCCCCGCUCACUUUUUUCCUCACCAAGAAUCUGUGUACAACACCCGAGGGUUUAGUGGUGGGUUUCUCCCAAGAGGAGAUCACGGAAAGGUAUUGGCUGGACUUCCUCUUCAACACAAAAAAGACGGCGUUCCAGAGCGCGCCAAGCGCUUCGCUCUCCAGGCACGAACAGAUUCUACAGGCGCUCAUUCGAGACCCCAAGAUAACGUUCUAACGAAGUAGAUGCGCCAUGAGUUGGAAAAAGCCUUGCUCCGUCUCUGCGACCCUGCAUCGCUGCUAAUGGCACGGGGAACGAAGCAGGUUUCAGGCUAGCAG